AUGAUACCAACAAAGAGGAAAGAGAUAGGAAGAAUUCAAUGGUUCCCUAUUACUCAAUUACCUGGAUAUUAUAAUACUAAUAACACCAACAGCAACAGCAGCAGCAGCAACAGCAGCAGCAGCAACAGCAGCAGUGGUGGUGGUAGUGGUGGUGGUAGUGGUGGUAGUUGUAGUUUUUACGGGAAGAAAGGAGGAGAGAUACAACUGCAGCAACUGCAGCAGCAGCAACAGCAGCAGCAGCAGCAGCAGCAGCAGCAGCAGCAGCAGCAAUAUUAUAAUAAAUUUCAUCAAGUACAACAAUUUGUACCUAAUUUACUUAAAUGGAUAGAUAUAUUAAAAGGUUCUGCUGCUGCUGCUGCUGCUGCUGCUGCUGCUGCUGAGGAAGGAGGAGGAGGAGGAGGAGGAACAGCAGCAGGAGGAGGAGGAGGAGGAGAAAGUAAUGGGAAAAGGAAGCAGCAAGCAGCAGCAUUACUUAGGGCUAUUGGUGGGGCAACAGACAGCAGCAACAGCAGCAACAGCAGCAAUUGCAGCAACAGCAGUAACGAUACCAAUAAUAACGAUACUAGCAACAGCAGCAGCAGCAGCAGCAGCAGCAGCAGCAGCAGUGCUUAUACAUUACCACCUAUGGAUGAGAAGACACUACGUUUGCUGCAGCUUGUUGAGGAAGACACAACAACAACAGCAGCAGCAACUUCUGCUGCUGCUGCUGCUAAUAAUAAUAAUAAUUAUAAUUAUAAUUAUAAUAAUUAUAAUGAGGAUAAUCAUACAACAAGACAUGCAACAGCAGCAACAGCAGCAGCAACAGGAGAUGGUAGUUGUCAACAGGAUAAACAACAGCAACAGCAACAGCAGCGUGAUGUUAGCUGCAGCACAGUUGUUGCAUCUGUUAGAAGUAAUUGUUACAGCAGCAACAACAACAACAGCAGCAGCAGCAGCAGCAGCAACAGCAGCAGCAGCAGCAGCAGCAGCAGCAGUGUGGAGACAUUUGCAAUGUAUCAAAGGACAACGCAAACAGAAAUAGGAGAUCCAGCAGCAGCAGCAGCAACAGCAGCAACAGCAGCAACAGCAGCAACAGCACCAGCGUCUAUUACAGCUGCAGCAGGAGGAAGUAGACGACAUGCUGCUGCUGCUGCUGCUGCUGGUGCUGCUGCAGGUUCUGCUGCACCUUCAGCAGCAACAGCAGCAGCAGCAACAGCAGCAACAGGAGGUGACUAUUUGCGUCAUCGUCCCUCCUCUCGUUCUUUCCCUCAUCAUCAUCAGCAGCAACAGCAGCAUAAUAACCACCACCACCAUCAGCAGCAGCAGCAGCAGCAGCAGCAGCAGCAGCAGCAUCGUGCAGCAGCAGCAGCAGCACGUAAUAGGAGUACAUUUGGAGACACCCAAGGGGGAUGGAGACCACAAGAGAUGUUUGCUGUUAAUAAAAAACUCUUUGGUGUUACCUCAACAUACACCCCAGAUGUAUAUACUGUACCCCUUAAGCAGCAGCAGCAGCAGCAGCAGCAGCAGCAGCAGCAACAGCAGCAACAGCAGCAACAGCAGCAGAGGGUUAACCAGCAACAGCAGAAAAUGCAACAGCAACAACAGCAGCAAAUAAUUCAGCAACAACAGCAACAACAACAAUUGCAGCAGCAGCAAAAGUAUCAACAGCAGCAACUGCAGCAGCAACAAAAAUUACAGCAGCAACAGCUGCUGCAGAUGCAGCAACAGCAACAGCAACUACAACAAAGACAUCUACAGCAGCAGCAACUGCAACAGCAGCAAUUGCAUCAUCAGCAGCAAAUACAGCAACAGCUACAACAUAGACAAGCGCAGCAGGAGCAGCUGCAGCAGCAAUAUCUAGAGAGGCAGCAGCUGCAGCAACAUCAAUUGCAGCAGCAGCAACAAGAGCAGCAGCAACAGCAACAGCAGCAACAGCAGCAGCACCUGCUUAAUUUGUUAGGGAGAGCGGCUGAGUGGAGCCGACAGAAUAAACAGCAGCAAGGUAAGCCGAGCUGUAGCUCGCAACUGCAGCAGCAGCAGCAGCAGCAGCAACACCAGCAGCAGCAGCAGCAAUCCCACAUCAGCAUCAGCAGCAGCAGCUGCAGCAGCAGCAGCAGCAGCUGUGCAGCGCCAUCAUUAAUGGGCGCUGGAGGGAAACACUUGACGGGAUCUGCUGCUGUUAUAUAUAGGGAACUUCAGCAGCAGCAGCAGCAGAAGGAACAACAGCAGCAACAGCUGCAACAGCAGCAGCAGCUGCUGCAACAGCAGCAGCAGCAGCAGCAGCAGCAGCAGUCUCUGCGGCGUGCUUUAUUGGAAGCAGGUAGCCGCAGCCGUCAGCGUAAUCGCGCACCUUUGCUGCAACCACCGACAACAACAACAACAGCAGCAGCAGCAGCAGCAGGUGCUGCUGCUACUGUCUCUUUACAGCAGCAUGGGGAGAAGCAGCUGCAGCACGAGCAGCAGCAGCAGCAGCAGCAGCAAGCUUCUUCAUGUGUCCGUGCAUGCACCCCUUCUUGCGUCCCUCCUCCUGAGUAUAUGCAGCAGAAGGAGCUGCAGCAGCGACUGCAGCAGGAGUUGCUGCUGCAGCAUCCAUACGAUAUAUGCAGCAGCAGCAACAGCAGCAGCAGCAGCAGCAACACAACCGCAACACAUGCAGCAACCGUUUUAACGCCCACCGGUGGGCGAAUACCGGCCAAUCAACUAAACAGCAGCAGCAGCAGCAGCAGCAGCAGCAAUAGCAGCAGCAGCAGCAGCAGCAAUAUAGGUAUAAUAGAUAUGAAUAUAUUAUUGUCUCCUCCUCCUGCUCCUUAUUUAUGUGCUGCUGUGUCUCCUAGUGAUGUUAGUGAUUGCCAAUCUAUAGGAGGAGACAGAGGAGACAGAUGUUCUUUGUCUCUUUUAUCUAUAAGAUCUUUAUUAUCUAUUAAUGAUGCAGCAGCAGCAGCAGCAACAACAGGAACAGCAACAGCAACAACAGCAGCAGCAACAGCAGCAGCACAUCAUACUCAUCAUGAUGAUUAUUAUCAUGGGCAUAUUAGGGAAAGAAGAGGAUUAAUUAGGGCUGCUUCUUGGUCUGCUGCUCCUGCUGCUGCUACUGAUGCUGAUGCUGCUGCUGCUGCUGCUUCUGCUGCUGCUACUGAUGAUGAUGAUAGUGAUAGUGCAGCAGCAGAUGCACAUGCAGCAGCAGAUGCAUGCACACCCUUUUCUAGGCAAAAUCAUGCUUCUUGUAGCAGCAGCAGCAGCAGCAGAAAUAGCAGCAGCAGCAGCAGCAGCAGCAGGUUUGCUUUCCGUGGGGGAGAAGGAAGACAAACACUCCCAGGGAUCUCCUUAAAUCCACCGGCAGCAGAUACAGCAGCAGCAGCAGCAGCAGCAACAGCAACAGCAACAGCAGCAGCAGCAAAAGCAGCAGCAGCAGCAGUUGAUUGA
Molecule: messenger RNA, 3402 nt
Organism: Eimeria maxima
Lineage: Eukaryota; Apicomplexa; Conoidasida; Eucoccidiorida; Eimeriidae
Product: mRNA decapping protein, putative
Exons: 1
Coding region: 1-3402 (1133 amino acids)
Source: RefSeq, a predicted model, not a curated record